Molecule: messenger RNA, 2270 nt
Organism: Calidris pugnax (ruff)
Lineage: Eukaryota; Metazoa; Chordata; Aves; Charadriiformes; Scolopacidae
Gene: SGK1
Product: serum/glucocorticoid regulated kinase 1
Exons: 12
Coding region: 104-1405 (433 amino acids)
Biological process (GO): protein phosphorylation
Molecular function (GO): protein serine/threonine kinase activity; ATP binding
Source: RefSeq, a predicted model, not a curated record
CCGCCGAGGCAGUGCGGUGCUGGGAAGGCGGUGGUGUCGGAGCCUCCUAUCGUAUUUAUCUUUUUUCCCCCACCACCACCACCUUCCUCUUGGCUCCAAAAAAAUGACCGUGAAAGCCGCCGAGGCAUCGUCUGGUCCUACUUUGACUUACUCCAAGAUGAGAGGGAUGGUGGCCAUCCUCAUCGCUUUCAUGAAGCAGAGAAGAAUGGGGCUGAACGACUUCAUUCAGAAGAUCGCCACCAACUCCUACGCCUGCAAGCACCCAGAAGUUCAGUCUAUCUUGAAAAUCUCCCAGCCCCAAGAGCCUGAACUUAUGAAUGCUAAUCCUUCUCCCCCGCCCAGUCCUUCCCAGCAGAUCAAUCUUGGUCCAUCAUCCAACCCACACGCCAAACCAUCAGACUUUCAUUUCUUAAAAGUGAUUGGAAAAGGCAGCUUUGGGAAGGUUCUCCUCGCACGGCAUAAGGCAGAAGAGCAGUUCUAUGCAGUUAAAGUCCUGCAGAAGAAAGCAAUCCUGAAGAAGAAGGAGGAGAAGCACAUCAUGUCAGAGCGCAACGUCCUGCUGAAAAAUGUGAAACACCCCUUCCUGGUCGGGCUUCACUUCUCCUUCCAAACUGCAGACAAAUUGUAUUUUGUCCUAGACUACAUCAAUGGUGGAGAGUUGUUCUACCAUCUCCAGAGGGAGCGUUGCUUCCUGGAGCCCAGAGCCCGGUUUUACGCUGCUGAAAUCGCCAGUGCCCUGGGCUACCUGCACUCCCUCAACAUCGUGUAUCGUGACUUGAAGCCAGAGAAUAUCCUGCUCGACUCCCAGGGGCACAUUGUCUUGACCGACUUUGGACUCUGCAAAGAAAACAUUGAGCACAACGGCACGACCUCCACCUUCUGCGGGACACCAGAGUAUCUCGCUCCUGAAGUUCUUCAUAAGCAGCCCUAUGACCGGACUGUGGACUGGUGGUGCCUUGGAGCAGUCCUGUAUGAGAUGCUUUAUGGCCUGCCGCCCUUCUACAGCAGGAACACGGCGGAAAUGUACGACAACAUCUUGAACAAACCUCUGCAGCUGAAGCCAAAUAUCACCAACUCGGCUAGACAUCUCCUGGAAGGCCUCCUGCAGAAGGACAGGACAAAGAGGCUUGGUGCCAAGGAGGACUUUAUGGAGAUUAAGAAUCACAUCUUCUUCUCCCCAAUUAACUGGGAUGAUCUCAUUAAUAAGAAGAUUACACCUCCUUUUAACCCAAAUGUGAGCGGCCCCAGUGACCUGAGGCACUUUGAUCCCGAGUUUACAGACGAGCCAGUCCCCAACUCCAUCGGCCAGUCCCCAGACAGCAUCCUCAUCACCGCCAGCGUCAAAGAAGCCGCUGAGGCUUUUUUGGGCUUCUCCUACGCCCCACCCGUGGACUCUUUCCUGUGAACGUUUGUCCGUCUUAUCUCCUUUUUUUUUUUUUUUUAAAUAAUAAUAACUAUUAUUUUUAUUUUCGUUGGGCCUUCUGGUGGAACCGCCAGUCGACCAGUCACCUUGAAAAGAGAAUUUUGCACAUUUCCACCGUGGUGGCAGCUUUGCAGCCUUAAUUUCAACGACACUGUUUGCUGGAAGCUUUUUUUUUUUUUUUUUCCUCCUGGUUUUGAAGAGCACAUCACUCUCUAAAAUGAGCUUUACAAAAAAAAAGCUUUUCGUUUCCAUUCGUUCUUCCCCCCCCCAAAGUGGUGCUGUCUCCUUGGGAAAGAAAAACAAGAGGGACUGCUGCCAUGGGCUGCUCCGGUGGAUCGUAGGAGUAAGAACAAGCCGUUUGGGAAAUCGUGCUCCUUGAAAAGCCUUGCCUGAAGAUCUAGAAGAACGUGAUGAGGAUUUUCUGAAAUGUGCCUUUUUUUUUCUUCUUUUUUUUUUUUAAUUUUCUGACGAGAUCUGGUGAGCUCCAAAGCUUCCCCCUGUUGCAGAGUGUGUUUCUCAGUUCAUUUACGUGGGUUUACUAUGUGAACAAAUGGUCUGCGUGUGGUCUGCGUACUACAGAUGGACUUAGUUUAAAAGCAUCAGUGUGACACUUGCAGGAUACCACAAUGUGGGGCAUUGUUUGUUUCUUCCAUAUUUGGAAGAUAAAUUAAGUGUAAUUUUGAAAUUUCUUUUGUAAAUCUAUACAGUCAACUGAAAUUAUUGAAAUGGGCUCGCAAUUACUUGUGUAUCCAAAUGCUUGAAGAAAGCAUUGCUGCUAUGAAAAAAAAAAAAAAAAAAAAAAAAGAUUUCUAUUUUUUAGAAAGGGUUUUUAUGGACCAAAAUGCCC